Molecule: messenger RNA, 2535 nt
Organism: Rhododendron vialii
Lineage: Eukaryota; Viridiplantae; Streptophyta; Magnoliopsida; Ericales; Ericaceae
Product: thiosulfate/3-mercaptopyruvate sulfurtransferase 1, mitochondrial-like
Exons: 16
Coding region: 1656-2288 (210 amino acids)
Biological process (GO): transsulfuration
Cellular component (GO): mitochondrion
Molecular function (GO): thiosulfate-cyanide sulfurtransferase activity
Source: RefSeq, a predicted model, not a curated record
UAUACACGCUUCAAGUAGGAGACCAGAUGUUUCUAGAGCCCCUCAGCCGGUGAACGAUAUUUACCCAUGUUCUUGGUGAUUGGGAUCUCUGCCGGUUGAAAUCUCAGGGUUUGUGCUCUUUAUUCGACAGUUGUACACUGUAGAUCGUUGAUAUCCGACUUCGACGGAGGCUAUAGUUCUUCAUCCGUAUUCUUAUGGUGAUUCAUGCUCCCUUCAUCCUUUGGUUCUAUAAGGAUUGCUGCCCAAGCAGAGCACCAAGGAACGGAUCAUGUGAUUUACCAAGCCUGCCAUGACUUCUAGCGUGACUAUACGAACAUCUUGGUCUUGCUGAUAAUCUGACCUGGAAUCUGGAAAGUCAGGUGGUAGUGUGGUUAGAUGCUCUGGUUCAUAACUCGUUCAUGCGCUAUAGCAGUAUAGGUGUUGCUCACUGCUGGUAUUUGAAACAAAUUCACGCACAGCUUGAUUUACAAGGCUCAGCGGUUUGUGCUUUUUUGCCGUUCGAAGUCGGCGUGUCGUGGUGACCCAUCCAUCUCAGGUGGCUAGAGCUGUCAAUCGCUCCGGCGACAGCAACGGCUGCCGUUGUUAAUGUCUUUGGUGACUUCAAUUGCCACACGAUCUAGUGAAUGAAGUUCAAAAUUUUCCGAUUAGGGUUAUUUCUUGGUUUGUUUCGAGAUUGGAAGAGUAUAUUUUCCCUUUCGUUGCUGUAGGUGCUACCUUCCCUUGGGUUAUGCUCAUUGCAACUUGAUUCGGUGCAUCCUCUCAGACAUGGGGGACGACAAGACCAUUGUGGAUUUAGUACUGGAGAACAAGAAUGCCUGCAGUAGAACCCAAGUGGUUGCUGUAUUGGGCAUUGGUGCCUUUCAAUCAGUAAGAGGUUACGUCACUCUAUUUGUCUGUAGAUAUGCUUCCAUUUCCUCUAAAUCUCACUUCUUUCAAGCUCUCAAUUGAAUCCUCCUGCUCAAAGUUAGUAACCACUCUCCAGAAACCAGUUAUUGUUUCUCAAUUGUAUUCCCCUAUUUUGUUAGUUGUUUUUGUUUUCCUCUGGUCGAAAGCAUGGACUCAUAUACAAUAAGGGUUUUCUUUGAUUUUUGUUUAUUUAUUUUUCUAGCACAUCGGUUUUAAACUAAUCGUCGGUUAACUUUGUUUGGAUUACGAAAUCCAAAAGCAUAGUUUUUCUACCACUCUUACAUAAUCUUUACUUUUUUGUCGUGUGGGGCACGAGAAGAGAAGUACACCUACUCCAGUCUCCUCAUAUCACAUCUCUCACUCUCUUCUUUUUUUUCAAACUGUUCACUUGCUACACUUACUCUCACCGUGUUUCAUUCCUCUUGAAUUGUAGCAGUCCUCAUUUGCCACUAAUAGUUUUGUUUUAAUGCAAUUGAUUCAUUUAUUUUCCAUAGCUGAUUUCCUUCCCUUUGAAUCAAAAGAGAUGGAUUCAUAUCUUAAGGAGUUUGAGCUUUUUUCCACGUCGUCUUUCCACAUCUAAUAUAUACUUUUCCAUUUCCACAGGUCUGGGAUAUUACUGGUGUAAACUGCAGAAGCUGACAAACCCAAAUGGGUCCUCUCGAGUUUUUUUUGUAAGUGCUGAUGUGGGUAGGAAGGAGUGGACAUGAUGAUUAUUGUUGAAGGGACAUGGAAAUUGCCAAACAUCAAAUAUGGUUGUCUUUUUGAAGCCUGGACCGGCAAAUGAUCGUAUUUCUCAACCUGAAGUGAAGCAUUCGUCAGGGCAAUCUUCUCAUCACAAGCUAGCCGAGAUACUUGACUCAAGUCUCACAGGAGCCUCUUCAAGGUCUUGUGAACAUGUUCUCAAUGUAGUAAUGCAGUCGGUGAUGACGUUCUGGGGUUGUUGCGAGGGACAAGAUUUGUUAAGAAGGGACAGAUGGAGAAUAGACCGUCUCACUUUUGUGCUUCCUCUGCCUACUUGGUGUAUAGGACCUCCUGGUCUUGCAUCUUGCACUACAUUAUUUGUUGGGUCAAAAGCUUCUAUUUCAACUCAAUCUAUGUCAUCUAAUGAACCUGUUGUUUCUGUUGACUGGCUCCAUGCUAACCUCAAAGAGCCUGAUAUGAAGGUGCUGGAUGCAUCCUGGUACAUGACAGAUGAACAAAAGAAUCCACUUCAAGAGUAUAAGGUUGCGCACAUUCCAGGUGCCCUUUUCUUUGACGUAGAUGGAAUAUCAGACCAACCCACUAAACCCUUGGUAUUCAGAAUAAAGACGGCGUGGUUGUUUAUGAUGGAAAGGGAAUUUGCAGCGCAGCUCGAGUUCGGUGGUGAAUUUUCUUGGGGCUAAAUGGUCGCAGUUGAUGCCAUUGAAGCAGAAAUUAUUUUGUGUAAUCUUGGUUCCAAGUGUUAUAUAGCAUCAAACUCCUCCAAUGUUUAUCUGUAAUAUGUCGUGCUACAUGUGCACAAAACUAACACCAAACUCCUUCAAUGUUUAUGUCUGUAAAAGUAGGGAAAGAAAAAAGUCGAACUAAUCACUGGAGAUGCAAGACCGAGUGUUUGGCAAAUUUAAUCCAACGGGCACGAUAUUUUUGUGC